This is a messenger RNA of Diaporthe batatas, 366 nucleotides long. RefSeq lists its product as uncharacterized. The transcript is spliced from 4 exons. The coding region runs from base 1 to 366 and encodes 121 amino acids. Lineage: Eukaryota; Fungi; Ascomycota; Sordariomycetes; Diaporthales; Diaporthaceae. The record is from RefSeq and is a predicted model, not a curated record.
AUGCUCGUAGUUCAGACCAAGACAGGUGCUUCUAGUCAACAGUGGCAUCUCCAGAGCGGCAAUAGCACUAUUAUAUAUGUGCCGGACACCACACUCUGUCUCGAUGCAGGUGCUCAAAGCAACUGGAAAGACAUGUCCAGGGUUUACCUCGUGACAUGCGCCCCGACAUCCGUUUCACAGCAGUGGGACAUUAUGGCCGAUGGCCGGAUCGCUCUUGUUGCGUCUAAGCCCCAGGAAUGCUUGGAUCUCCAGUACAUGCGCGCCGUGCCGAACAACCCUGUUGGACUCUACAGCUGUGCAGGCUUAGGAGGUAUUGGUGCAGCAGAUAAUGGUCUUAACUGGCCACUAGUGAAUGCAACGAGUUAG